GGUGUGCUCUAUUAAAAAUUUGUUUGAUUUUACAAUUUCGGAAAUUUAUUCCUUUCCAAGGCCAAAGAAUUGUCUGUUUCUAUGAAUACACCCUCAACAGUUUCUACUAACAAAAAGUAAAUCAUUCUAUCAGUAGUAUAAAUUUAACCUAGGCUAUUAACUAUCACACAUUUAAGCCUUUGAAAGUGACUUUAGAGAGUUGUUGUUGUUGUUUCUGAUCUCUCUUAAACCAAACAACGCUUAAGGGUACAGACAGUUCUGCCAACAGUCAGUUAGCUAAGUCAUUAAAACACCAUGUUCACCUCACUUUAGCUCACUACUAUUACAUUCCAUAAGGUGAAAAAUAGUUUAGUUGAGCACAAUAACUAUGAACAACAAGGUAAAGAUGAGAGGGUUCAUGUGCCGGUCACCGGCAUCAACCGCUGUUGCGUGUAUGCCGGAUGGUAUGCGGUCGGUUGUCGUGCCCGGUAAGGCGCAUGGAAGAGCCAUGGUGGUUAAUCAGAAGGGUGGAAUUGGUAGGAAUAGUAUUAAGUAUUCUAGGCUUGUUGAGUCAGAUGAUAAGCUGUUAAAGGGGAAUCUUAAGGGUGAUCAAGGAUUACAAGUCUCUCAUAAGCUGCUAAAGAAGCAAAGAUCUUUGCAACUCAGUUCAUCGGAUUCAACUGACAUGUUUCAGGUGGUGGUCCUAAGAGUCUCUCUCCAUUGCCAAGCUUGUGCUGGUAAAGUGAAGAAACAUUUAUCAAGGAUGGAAGGGGUAACAUCCUUCAGCAUAGACCUGGACACGAAAAAGGUUACUAUUAGGGGACAAGUUUCGCCAACAGUAGUUCUUGAAAGCGUUUCCAAAAUUAAGAAGGCAGAGUUUUGGACUUGUUGAAUUAUGGAUUAUUCGUGGUUUUCAAGUUUUAAUUUCAUUAGUUAAGCGUAUGUCAAAUUGAAGUGUCUAAUUCCUUUUUUUAAUUAAUAAAACUAUGAUUACUAAGAUCAAUUAACUCAGACAUUUGAGUCUUAUGCAAAUAUAGCAUGUGGGCAAUAUUUUCAAUGGAGUAGUUUCUCUGUCAGAUGAAAUUAAUUAGAUUUGUGACCCAUGUCAUAAAUGAGUUAUAUUUUAAUCUAAAUAAUAUAUUUUCAUUUUAAAAAGUGAUAUAAUAUAUAAUUUUUUAAUUAAGAUUAUUGUAAAAAAUAAUUGAAUAUAGAAUAUACAAGAUAAAUGAUAUGUUUUUGAAA
Beta vulgaris subsp. vulgaris (sugar beet) is the source of this 1221-nucleotide messenger RNA. Its product is annotated as heavy metal-associated isoprenylated plant protein 7. The coding region runs from base 368 to 871 and encodes 167 amino acids. The record is from RefSeq and is a predicted model, not a curated record. Gene Ontology annotation, molecular function: metal ion binding. The transcript has 3 exons. Lineage: Eukaryota; Viridiplantae; Streptophyta; Magnoliopsida; Caryophyllales; Amaranthaceae.